Molecule: messenger RNA, 492 nt
Organism: Trichosporon asahii var. asahii CBS 2479
Lineage: Eukaryota; Fungi; Basidiomycota; Tremellomycetes; Trichosporonales; Trichosporonaceae
Product: TAL1 protein
Exons: 1
Coding region: 1-492 (163 amino acids)
Biological process (GO): carbohydrate metabolic process; pentose-phosphate shunt, non-oxidative branch
Cellular component (GO): intracellular anatomical structure
Molecular function (GO): transaldolase activity
Source: RefSeq, a predicted model, not a curated record
AUGCCCCAGGCCAUCGCCGCCGCCGAGGCUGGUGUCACCCUGAUCUCUCCCUUCGUCGGCCGUAUCCUUGACUGGUACAAGAAGGCCACCGGCAAGGAGUACACUGCCGAGGACGACCCCGGAGUUGUCUCCGUCCGCGAGAUCUACACCUACUACAAGCAGCACGGCUACCCGACGAUUGUCAUGGGUGCGUCGUUCCGCAACACUGGUGAGAUCAAGGCUCUUGCCGGCUGCGACUUCCUCACGAUCUCGCCCAAGCUUCUCGAGGAGCUCAAGAACUCGACCGACCCCGUCCCCCAGGUCCUCUCGCCGGAGAAGGCCAAGGCCGCCAAGCCCCUGCAGAAGGUCUCGUACAUCAACGACCAGCCCAAGUUUGCCUGGGACCUGUUCGAGAACCAGAUGGCGUUCGAGAAGCUCACCGAGGGCAUCCGCGGCUUCGCCAAGGACGGCAACACGCUCAAAGAGCUCCUCAAGGGCAAGAUUUCCGCUUAA